Messenger RNA from Paramacrobiotus metropolitanus, 3967 nucleotides. Its product is annotated as atrial natriuretic peptide receptor 1-like. The transcript is spliced from 25 exons. The record is from RefSeq and is a predicted model, not a curated record. NCBI's taxonomy places the organism in Eukaryota, Metazoa, Tardigrada, Eutardigrada, Parachela, Macrobiotidae. The coding region runs from base 252 to 3518 and encodes 1088 amino acids. Gene Ontology annotation, molecular function: peptide receptor activity; guanylate cyclase activity; ATP binding. Gene Ontology annotation, biological process: protein phosphorylation; cGMP biosynthetic process; receptor guanylyl cyclase signaling pathway.
CGUAAAGUGCACGAUACGAGUACUUUUAAUUGCGCAUGCAUACCAGCUUUAGCUUUCCAUGAAAUUAUGGAUAAUCUAUAAUUUUUGCGUCAAAUUGUCUGCGACUAUCGAGUUUUCUACUGGUCGACGAGGAUUGUUGAUCUCCAAGGCCAAUUCGUGAACGAACGUCAUCGCGUGUAAUAAAAUGUCACUGCAUUGCGUUCAUCCAUUCAACGUCGCCGAAAAUAAUACAUUUUCGAUUUGGAAGCGCCAUGCAGCUAAAUAUCAGUAUAAUUUGGAAAAUACUUUUUGCCAUGAUAAAUCUCCUGCAUUUACGUUGUGAUUAUGGAUGUGUUUAUGGAAUGGAAAGAGGAAAUUGUGGUGUUUAUAAUAAUUCCUCCUUACAGCCGCAAAACAAUAUCACAGUGUGCACUAUAAUUGAGGCUGGCAGCCGGGAUUCUAUCGUGGAUUACAACCGAAUUGCUGCAGCUUUGGAUAUUGCCGUUCAGCAUGCUAACAAAUUCAUUUUGCCAAAAGAUCUCCAUCUCGUACGGCUGCAUAAGAGCAGCAGCGGUGUCUGCACUCCAAAAAAUACAGCGUUAAGCCGAUUUUUGGAAUGGGUUGUGGAAGGGGUCACAUGCGAUGUAUACAUUGGACCAGGGUGCACUGAAGCCACUUUUGAUAUUUAUAAAGCCGCAGAGUUCGAGAAAAGGGUGCAUAUACCCGUUCCUGGGUCCGGUCUUAGUGUUCGCACUGGAAUGGGAAGACCGGAAUUUCGAUAUCUUGUACGGACCACAUACACAGCCACGGCCAUAGCCACUGCCUUUGCAAAAUUUCUGGACCUGUUUAACUAUACCCAUACAUACCUUAUCGUGAACAAAGAUGAUGCAUUUUAUUUGGAGCUCAGUGAUAACUAUAUUUACUACUUACGGGCGGCACGAAUUGAUCUAUUCAAUCAGUUCCGUAGUGCAUAUGUAUCCCGUGUGUCAUCAUAUAAUACUUCAAUGGAUGCUCAAAUUGAAAACCUGCUGCGUGACGCCAAUACUUCUGCUCGCGCCAUAAUUAUAUUAGCCAACUCGACCAUUGUGAGGAGAACGUUGAUAAUAGCCAAUCGCCUUGGUAUGACAAAUGGACAUUAUAUUUAUAUGGGAAUUGAAUUAUUCAUCAGUAACAGCUGGGGUCAUUUCGAUUGGGAACGGGGAGAUAAAUACGACAUGAUUGCAAAAUUUUCCUUCAGAUCGCUGGUCUUGCUGUCGAUUGCAAGAACAUCCCAAGGCGAUAGUUUCAAAGAAUUUUCUGAAGACGUUAAAGAGCUGGCUCUGGAAAAGUACGGCUACAAGUACGGGAUUUACGAUCAGAUUGAUCAGAUCGUCAUGGGAUAUUACGAUGCCAUUAUCUUGUUCUGUACCGCAGUCAGACGACUGUAUGAUGCGAAUAUAACCUUUCUGGAUACAAGCAAUUUGCUGAGUCAGCUUAAGAAUACUACUGUAGUUACGCCGCUGAAUACAGUCAUCAAUAUCUCAGUACGGGGAGAUCGGAAAGUUUUGUUCGACAUGAAAAUAUACAAUGAAGCCGCAAAUUCGCAUGAGCCUUUCCUUAGAAUCGAUCCGGAUACUGGACAGGAAGAAUUUUUACUGCCUUCUAUAUGGCCGGGAGCAUCAAAUGGAGUUUUUCCUCCUGAUACGCCAAGAUGUGGAUAUUCAGGCUUGGAGUGCGCACGAGAAUCCACAGAUGUUGUCCUGAUUACCGUUGUGAGUGUAGUGGUAAUACUGUUUUUAGCCGGAGGAGGAAUUGCCGGUUUUGGAUACUACUUUCUGAUGAAAAAUAAAGUGGCGCUUCAACCAAACUGGUGGCGAUAUCGCCUGCACGAAAUAGAUAUCAUGGAUAAAAUUCCAUCGCUAUACGGGCAAAGCCGGUUGUUGUCAAGUCAAGCGAGCGUUAAAGUAACAAGAUCUUCGUAUCUCAAAUCAGUUUCGCCGUGGAAGGCAGCUAUGCUGCAGACCACAACCAUCGGCAUAAAAGUCGUUCCCGAAAAAACCUUUCGCCCGACUCCUGACAUCAUUGCACAGAUGAAUCAGAUCCAGGCAAUUAGGCAUUCCAAUUUACAACGCUUUAUCGGACUGUGUUUGGACGAAGUUAACUGGGUAGUUUACAUUAUGGCCGAAUUCUGCCAGAAAGGUUGCUUGGAUGACCUUAUUAGUCAAAAAUCUCUUACAAUGGACUGGUCUUUCAAGUACUCCCUCAUUAGCGACAUUGUGGAAGGAAUGUUUUGUUUACACGCCACGCCCAUACAUUCGCAUGGUUACCUCACCUCGUUAAGUUGUCUGAUUGAUGGGCGAAUGUCAGUCAGGAUCUGCGAUUACGGAAUAACUAAACUCCAAGAUCCAAAAGACGUAGCUCCCCUAGAAAAAGAAAGAACGGAACGCGAUUAUACAGCAUUAUUGUGGCGCGCGCCGGAAUUGCUCAAAAUGCCAAUGCCAGUCCGAGGCACCCAGAAAGGAGAUGUGUAUAGUUUUUCCAUUAUUCUGCAGCAGAUUAUUUUGCGGUCCGAACCGUACGAGUCGCCAGGAAAUACAUCCCAACUGACGGACCAAACUUUUGAGUUGUUAUUAGACAUUGCGAGUGGCACGACUCCGCCCAUUCGUCCUCCUGUACCACGAGCUGCCUGUUCGCCUGAUCUAUUUUCCUUGAUGGAGAACUGUUGGUCGGAAUUUCCCGUCAGUCGACCCACCUUCCAGAAGAUCGCCGAAACGGUGCGAAAGAUUAGCGGUUUUGCUGGAAAUAACCUUGUUGACCAUCUCCUCAAAAGGAUGGAAAAAUAUGCAUUAGAUUUGGAAGAGCAAGUUGCUUAUAAAACACAGCAGUUCAUGGAAGAGAAGUUGCGCAGUGAAGAAUUACUUGGCCAGAUGUUACCCAAAGCGGUGGCGUUAAGUCUGAUGAAAGGGGAAACAGUUCUUCCAGAGUUUUUUGAAACGGUGACAGUCUACUUUAGCGAUAUUGUUGGCUUCACUACAAUUGCGGCUUCCUGCACCCCCAUGGAUGUCAUUUCGCUUCUGAAUGACCUUUAUACACAAUUUGACGAAAUUGUUGAGAAAUAUGAUGCUUAUAAAGUGGAAACCAUUGGUGAUGCGUACAUGGUGGCUAGUGGGUUGCCGAUAAGAAAUGGCAUUAACCACGCCAAAGAAGUAGCAACAAUUGCCAGGGAAAUAUUAGCAAAAAUACCGGACUUUAAGAUACCACAAAAACCGUCUGAGCAUAUAAGGAUACGCAGCGGAAUGCACUCCGGAUCAUGCGUUGCCGGAAUUAUCGGCUUAAAAGCUCCGCGAUAUUGUUUGUUUGGCGAUUCCAUAAACACAGCUUCCAGAAUGGAAUCAACUGGAGAACCAAUGCGCAUACAAACCACGCAGGCAACCAAAGACAUACUAGGAAAGUUUCCCGGCUUUACGCUGGAGACACGCGGUGAAGUUAACGUAAAGGGUAAAGGUCUCAUGACAACUUAUUGGCUACUAUCACGCAAAGACCCUCCAGUUGAGGAAUGAUGGCCAAACGAGCAGAAAUUCUACUCUGGAUUCUGUAUCUGCGAUAUAAUUUUCACAUUCCUUCCACGUACGCCUUGAUGCAUUUCAGCAGUCUCAUAACCUGUGAUAAGCACGAACAGACUUGACGUACAAUUUGGGAUGGACUGCCUUGGGCCGUGGAGACAAUACGUUGAAUUAGGAAAAUGUGCUGGAUUUUUAAUUUGACCCUUGUAAACGAUUUAUUCUUGGUGAAAUGCAUAUAUAUAUGCAAUCAGUAUAUGUGGUGUUUUGUCAUCAUAAAUGCGUGUUUGUAAUUUAUUGUUUAUACAUGACGGCAGAAAUACGUGACACAUUAUGACGUAUCAAAUCAAAGACCUGUAUUUUGUAAGGUACGUUAUAAUGCUAUCACGUGUAGAUAAAUGACUUACUUUGUACAUGGACGAUAGCAUCGAUGUUGGUGUAAAUUGGCC